Molecule: messenger RNA, 717 nt
Organism: Choloepus didactylus (southern two-toed sloth)
Lineage: Eukaryota; Metazoa; Chordata; Mammalia; Pilosa; Megalonychidae
Gene: ATP5MC2
Product: ATP synthase membrane subunit c locus 2
Exons: 5
Biological process (GO): proton transmembrane transport; proton motive force-driven ATP synthesis
Molecular function (GO): proton transmembrane transporter activity
Source: RefSeq, a predicted model, not a curated record
CUAUCCUUGGUGGAGCAACUCGCUGGCCCCGGCCGCACAUGCGCCAAGCUGUCUCUCUCGCUAUCCCAGCCCCCCUCCCUUCUCUGUCUCCUCUGCACUGGGAGCAGCUCUCCUGCCGCAGCCCCUCACCCCCCGAAAAUGUAUGUCUGUACCAAGUUCGUCUCCUCUCCUUCUCUGGUCAGGAACACCUCUCAGCUGCUGAGCCGACCAUUGUCGGUAGUGUUGCUGAAACGGCCUGAGACACUGACAGAUGAGAGCCUCAGUAGCUUGGCAGUCCCGCGUCCCCUGACCUCACUUAUUUCCAGUCGCAGCUUCCAAACCAGCACCAUCUCAAGGGACAUCGACACAGCAGCCAAGUUCAUUGGGGCUGGGGCCGCCACAGUCGGGGUGGCUGGCUCUGGGGCUGGGAUUGGAACUGUGUUUGGGAGUCUCAUCAUUGGUUAUGCCAGGAACCCUUCUCUGAAGCAACAGCUCUUCUCCUACGCCAUUCUGGGCUUUGCCCUCUCGGAGGCCAUGGGGCUCUUUUGCCUGAUGGUGGCCUUUCUCAUCCUCUUCGCCAUGUGAAGGAGCCGUCUCCACCUCCCAUAAUUCUUCUUUCUCCCAUUUUUCGUCUGCCCUGUGUGUUCAUUUUCCUAUACCUCCCCAGGUAGCCUGGGGAAAGUGGUUGGCUCAGGGUUUGACAGAGGGAAGACAAAUAAAUACUGUAUUAAUAAGAUG